Messenger RNA from Chara braunii, 4145 nucleotides. Lineage: Eukaryota; Viridiplantae; Streptophyta; Charophyceae; Charales; Characeae. The record is from the annotation of a GenBank genome assembly.
ACGCCGUACUCUUGAUAACUCCGACAUUAGGGAAAUCACUCCUAUCUAGAGAUCGUGAAAAUUCAGUUUUUGAGCUAGCAUAAGUUUUAGAGGAAAGGCGGCGAGGUAGAGAAUAGUUUGACUUUUUACGAACACGAAGGAUGAACGAUGUGAACAACGGAGGUAUGAAUGGGAACGGGGGAAGGGGAAACGGGAUCCAAUGCUACGAAUGCGGAAGACUAACCAUAUGGCGCGGGACUGUUGGUCCCGACGAGGCAGAGGUUACACACAACCUCAGCAGGAUGAUGAGGUUCGGACGUUUGUCAGAGAAUUGAUGAAGGAGAAGGAGGAGGAACGUGAGAAGAGACAGAGAGAGGAGCAACAACGACUGAAAGAAGAGGAAGAACGAAGGCGUGAGUUGGACCUGGCUCGACGGACCGAGGAGAUGAGAAUGAUCUUGGAGGCGAACAUCGCGGAAAAAUGGCGCGAGCAGAAACGGGCAGCUGAGGAACAGGCUGAGACGGGGAAGUCCACCAUCUCUUUCAAGACCAAGGAAGGAAAUCGUACCUCUCUCCUCAAUUGGCUUGAAGAAAAGUACGCAAAUCAGGACGCCGAACGGACUGUCAUCUUCAUCGAUGGACAGACGUGGGCAGAUAAGUGGCGGGACAUCCGAUCGAAGUUUGGACAGACCACCAUACAAGUGAACGGCAAGAGAACGAAAUUAGGACAAGCAAAGCAGCUCUGUGAGGUAGGCGGGCAGUUUUCCUUCGGUAAGAUAGUCAGGACCCUGACUACUACUGAGAAGAACAAGGUGGCCCUGCAAAAGCUACUUAGACAACCAAGAGCAGUGGGGUCACUGGUGAGACUCCCUACCAUGAAAUUGGUUGGAAUGUACAUGACGGCAUGUCUGUUCGGAAAAAAGACUACGAGGAACCUUUUGAAGACCAAGAUUGACAGAGUCAUUAAGCAGACGACGAAGGUGAGUGUCAGGAGAAAGGUCACGGUGAAGUUUCGGUACGAUUCGAGCGUGCUCAGGUCCGAAGUCGGACGAGCUACCGAGCUAGUUAUAGAUCAAAAAGUCUCCGAUCAAGCAUUCGCUGGCUUCGUUAAAAGGAAGGUUAGGAUCAUAUCGACUAAGAAUAGGACCGUCGGGGGAGUUAUGCACAACCACAGGAGGUAUGCAUAUACUGAACCUGUAGACUGCCCCUGCGCCGGGUAUGACCUAGAGAAACACGAAGGGCAUGUCUUGACUAGGAUGUCGCGUCUAAAGUUUGAUGGUCUGGUCCUGACACCGAUCGAUAGAAACGCUGGUGACACUGCACUGAUCUGUCCUGUGCUGUACAGGCAUGGGUACGACACGAUGUUCACCUGGAACGAGGACUACUCAAAUGUAGAAGGGGCAGAAGAGGAAGUCAUAGCUCGAUCCGAGAGUGUAUUGAGAAAAUUGUUGUCGGCAGGUGCCUUGUCAUCGAUUGAUCCUUCUUUUGCAUCAGAGGUGUUUGAGCUUCCAGCACGUCGAAGUUUAGAAGAGCUUCCGAAAAGUUGUUUGAUUGGCGAUUCUCGAAUUCCGCAUAAGUACGACACUCGUGCUAAGAGGAAAGCAAUGGAAACCAGCAAUACCACUCAGUAUGAUAUGAAUAUUACUCCGAAAGUUGGAGCCGAACAUUCGAAAAGGUCGAAGAAAAGUGAGAAUGAUGAGAGGUCGGUGAAUCAUGGAAGUGAACAUCCUCGCGAUGAUCAUCCUGUUUUGCGUGAGGUUGAACGUGAACGUUCCCAAGAGAAUACCCUUGAUUAUGCUGAGAAAAUGGUUGUGGAGGGGUCUGGUGACAAUUGUCGUGUUGAUGGGGAUGGUUCAUGUAGAGAGGAUGAAAGAAAAAGUGUGGUAAGCCGCGCUGCUCAUUAUCCUCUGAAGUGGGAUGAAGUGGUUGAGAUGGUCCGUGAACUACCUUCGGUGUCAAACCGGAAGUGGUCUCUGGAACAGAUGAAAGCAAUCACUAGUGCAAGAGAGGGAAAUGUUGAGGCAGCUAAGGGAGGAAACUUGAAGGCCGAAGAGAUCUUUGGUCUUCUCGUUAAGCUUGGUAGCUUCGAAAAGUUAACCCUUCCUGCCCCAGCAACUCAAGCACUUGUUGGAGCCGAAGAAGGUAAGGUAGAAAAAAAGAAGGAGAAGCAAAAAGAGGAGAGUGAAAGUGAGGGUGAGAGUAGUGAUGAUGACGCUAGGCGAAGGAGAAAAGAGAGACAAAAGAAAAAGCGCGACCGGGAUUGGAAGAAAGAUAAUAAGAGCCGAGAUUGGCAAAGGAGAGAUGACCCCUUCCGAUGUUAUUAUUGUGAUGAGGAAGGCCAUACUAUAACUCGAUGUCCUUUACUAGAGAAGGAACUCGAAGAAGGGAUUGUCAUGAAGAAUGUCAAUGGGCACGUCCGUGAUGCCAAUUGGAACAAGAUAGAUUUCCGAGUCAAAGGAGGGAUGCGAGCAGUUGUCCUAGAACAGGCUAGGGCCAAUAAGGAUAAAAAGAAGAAGGCUAGAGUUAAUGUUAUUGCCUUUGAUAAUAUGCUACCUCCGGAGAUAGUGGCUCGAGACGACAAUCCCGGAAGUCAAAGUCUGAAUGUAUCUCAUAUCAGCCAGAAAGAGGUCGAAGAGAAAAAGCGAGAGAAGGCUCAAAGAGAGCUACACCAGCUGAUAGAUGGAACCAAGGACCUAGUGAAGGAAGAGAAAGGAAAGGAAGCUGCCGGGAAGAAGAGAAGGGUGGUCUUGAGAUCCGAAGCCGAGGAAGGGAUCUCGAUAGAUGAAGUAGUAAAGAAAUUGCUCGAGGAGACCGAGAUCACCCUAUCCUGGAAAGAAGCAGUAGCCUUGGUACCUAAAAUUAUAGAAGAACUUAAGAAGAUGGUUGAGAGGCGGAAAGUAGAGAUCAAUAGCCUAAGACUCUUCCCUCAGCAUGUGGAAAGAGCCCCGUCUGGUACCAAGAUGAGGUUUGGCAAUAUGUCGUGCGGAUAUUUGAAUAUCACCGUAAAUGACGUGAAGGUUAGAGCCCUAGUGGACUCUGGGGCUGAGAUGGUGCUUAUGUCCUCGGCCACAAUGAGAUCAUGUGGAAUUGGAAUAGAUAGGAAAGUCAACCACCAGCUCUCCAAUAUAGCCGGAUUCUUACCAUUGGAAGGGUUCAUUGAUGAUCUGCCCAUCCGGAUUGGAACUUUACGGGCGGAGAUCCUCUGUUUUGUGGUCCCCAACUUGGAUCAAGACUGCAUUUUUGGAGCCCCUUCUCAUGAGCUGGCAGAGAGUUCAAGGAUGGCUGAGCGAAGGAUGAAUGAGAUAGAGGAUGAGCCGGAUGAUCAGAAACAAGAUAAGGACGCUGAAGAAAGAUUUAAGAAGGAUGAGUAUGAUGGGGAAUAUAAGAGGAUCGGUAUGGUAAUGAGCAGUAAUCAGUUGGAUGAAUUCUACCAUGAGAAGAUAAAGAGAACCUUUAGGCUGCGUAGGGGUCACCUUUUCGUGGAUGCUAAGGAAGGAUUACCGCCACUGAGAGUAGUGUGUGGUAAGGAAAGGCAACUAGAGGUGAUCGCCGUACUACAUGAGGGUCUAGCAGCGGGUCAUAGGGUUGCUGAUGCUACAUACUAUAAAGUAUCUCGACUAUAUCACUGGGAUGGUCUAAGGGAUAUGGUUAUGAGAUAUUGUGGGAGGUACUUGUGGCAAUUGAGGUAUGUCUGGGAGAUCCAGGCUGCUAUGGAGGAAGAAGAGAGACAGAGAUUUGAAGAGGAGGAGGAUAGAGAACGGGAUACGGAGGCGGAAAAGUACUUGCAAAAGGAGAGACAAAAUCCGAGGGAGCUUGAAGAAGAGGCGGCGAGGGAAAGAGAAAUGGCACAAAGCCUUUCUCCUUCCGAAGUGGAGCAACCGCGAAAUAAUAGUAGGGACUUUGCACUACAACAUGGGGAGAAGCGCGGAGAAGCGGGGAGAAGCGGGGAGAAGCGGGGAGAAGCGGGGAGAAGCAGGGAGAAGCGGGGAGAAGUGGACAAAAGCUGGGAGAAGUGGCGAGAAGCAGGGAGAAGUGGGGAGAAGCGAGGAGAAGUGGGGAGAAGCGGGCAAAAGUGGGAAAAAGAAGAAUAAAAGAAUGUGGAAGAAAAGAAGAAGAAAAAUUGAAGUAGCGAGGCCAACCGCUACGCGUCCAUGUUCAUAGAGUAGA